Molecule: messenger RNA, 5239 nt
Organism: Macaca mulatta (Rhesus monkey)
Lineage: Eukaryota; Metazoa; Chordata; Mammalia; Primates; Cercopithecidae
Gene: KCTD20
Product: potassium channel tetramerization domain containing 20
Biological process (GO): positive regulation of phosphorylation
Cellular component (GO): cytoplasm
Molecular function (GO): protein binding
Source: RefSeq, a predicted model, not a curated record
GGCACAGCCGGUCCCGGCUGCGGCUUCUGGCUGCGCGGUCUGCGCGCGCCUCCCGGGCGGAUUCCAUUCCCGAGCGCGACAGCGCGGCGGGGAGCGACGAGUGCAAGGAAUAUGUGGAGAUAAUUCCACUAUCAAAGACUGUAUGUAAAUUUUCCAAGAUGGAUAGAUGAUGGUGCUAAAACUGUUUUGCUGUUCCAGGAUUUCUCUCUGAUCAAACGGACAGUUCAGGACUCAGAAUCUAAGGAUGAAUGUUCACCGUGGCAGUGACAGUGACAGGUUAUUGCGGCAGGAGGCCAGCUGCUUAGUGGAUGAUACUUCAGUUGCAGCCCAAGAAAAAGAAGCAAAUAGCCUGGCUUCAUCUGGUCCUCAUAAUCUUACUUAUCCUCUAGGUCCCAGGAAUGAAGACCUCUCGCUUGACUAUGCCUCUCAGCCAGCAAAUCUUCAGUUCCCUCACAUAAUGUCCCUUGCUGAAGACAUCAAAGGUUCUUGCUUCCAAAGUGGGAAUAAACGGAACCAUGAACCUUUUAUUGCUCCAGAAAGAUUUGGAAACAGUAGUGUGGGCUUUGGCAGUAAUUCCCAUUCCCAAGCACCAGAGAAAGUGACGCUUCUUGUAGAUGGCACACGUUUUGUUGUGAAUCCACAGAUUUUCACUGCUCAUCCGGAUACCAUGCUGGGAAGGAUGUUUGGACCAGGAAGAGAGUACAACUUCACUCGGCCCAAUGAGAAGGGAGAGUAUGAGAUUGCUGAAGGCAUCAGUGCAACUGUAUUUCGCACAGUGCUGGACUAUUACAAAACCGGUAUCAUCAAUUGUCCUGAUGGCAUCUCUAUCCCAGAUCUUAGAGAUACAUGUGAUUAUCUCUGCAUUAAUUUUGAUUUCAACACUAUCCGAUGUCAAGAUCUGAGUGCUUUACUGCAUGAACUGUCCAAUGACGGUGCUCAUAAGCAGUUUGAUCACUACCUCGAAGAGCUGAUCUUGCCUAUCAUGGUGGGCUGUGCCAAGAAAGGAGAGCGAGAGUGCCACAUUGUUGUGCUGACGGAUGAGGAUUCUGUGGACUGGGAUGAAGACCACCCUCCACCAAUGGGGGAGGAAUAUUCCCAAAUUCUUUAUAGCUCCAAGCUGUACAGAUUCUUCAAAUAUAUUGAGAAUAGGGAUGUUGCAAAAACAGUGUUAAAGGAACGGGGCCUGAAAAACAUUCGCAUUGGAAUUGAAGGUUACCCUACCUGUAAAGAAAAAAUUAAGAGAAGGCCUGGUGGCCGGUCUGAAGUCAUCUAUAAUUACGUACAACGCCCCUUCAUCCAGAUGUCAUGGGAAAAGGAAGAAGGGAAGAGUCGCCAUGUGGAUUUCCAGUGUGUUCGAAGCAAAUCCCUCACGAAUCUGGUAGCUGCUGGAGAUGAUGUCUUGGAGGACCAUGAAAUAUUAAUGCAUCACCCACCCCAAGUGGAUGAACUUGACCGGCUAAAUGCCCCACUUUCUCAGAUGGCUUCUAACGACUUUCAGGAUUAGGGCCAGCUGUGGGUCUACCCCUUGUGGGAGCCCAUCUCACCUAAGAUGCCUGCAGCCAGCCCUCCCUCAUGAUUUGUCUCACCCUGAGUAGGAAUCAUGCUUCUCCCCUAUCCUUUUCCUUUCUCCCAUAAUUAACAUGUGUCCUUUCCAGUAAGUCUGUGCCUCUGGCAGGGGAUGAAGAAGUACUCAAAUUAGCUACCAUCUUUGCAGCAUCCCUGAUAACUUGAAAAAUUUGGGUCUGGUGCUGUUCACUGAGUCUUUGUGUAACGGCAAAAGCAGGAAAGGAAGUCAAGACUGUUGCCUUGUGUUUAGCAAAGCAGUCCUUAUCCUUUAUACUCUGUUCUUGGGUUUUGUUUUUGUUUUGUUUUAUACCAGGCAAAUUGCUUAGUAGCAAAGGGACCAAACUUAAAAGGUGACAAUCUCUAACUUUUAAAAACAGGCACCAAUCGGAUGCUCAUUAGAGGUUAAUGAAGAUGCCAUUCUUGGUGGCCUCUGCACCCAAAUUGCAUCUGGAAAGAACUAGGGUCUCGUUCAGAAUGUCCAAAAGGAAAUUCCUAAGAGGUUAAAUUCAGAUUUGCUUCUCAUUAACGCAGCAAACAAUUCAAAACCACAGAUUCUUUGGCAGGAAGGAUAAUGGAAUAAUAAUGUUGAUGAGACCUUUUUAGCUUCAAGGUUUUGGAGUCUAAAAACAAAUGGAUGAUUCAUUUGGAAUGAAACUCAAAAGUAGAAGAACCUCCAAAUCAGGCCAAUUGGGUUAUCCUGGCUUGGAAUCUGGUGUGAAACCAUAGGUCUUAACACUCUGGAGCAGCACAUUGCUGUGGAUGUGGCUAGGAGACCUUAGAUAUGGCUUAAAGGCUUUUAAGAUGAGGACAGAAAUUGCUCACAAUUGCUCACUUUCUCAACAGAAAGACUUGUAAGAGUGCCAGCACGGGGUGUAUGCAGUGAAGCUGGGUGGGAAGCAUCAUCUGCACAGUCGCUGUCCUAGCAGGAUUUUUCUCUUAUCUUUUCAUACCAUGGGAUUUUUGGAUAUCAGUGUAUUUUGGUUCUUGAAAUAGCCUAAUAGCUGCUCACACAUUGGGUAAGAAAAUUAUACCAAUGUCAUCCCUAAAGGAAGGGUGAGUUGAAUGGAAAUUAAGCCCGGUCAUUUUAUUUGAUCUAUCAGCUCUAUUAUCAGUGCAUGAUCACCCAGAUCACCCUUCUCAGCCCCCACAGUGCUGAACCAUCUUCCUUCCUCUUCUCCAUGGCUGUUAAUAGUACCGCUAAAUUUAGAGUCCAGAGCCAGAUAAAAGUAUUUUGGGAUUAUCUCCCAGUUUGUGGUAGAAGCUGACUGGAAUACAGGUUGAGUAUCUCUUAUCCAAAAUGCUUGGGACCAGAAAGGUUUCAGGUGUCACAUUUUGGAAUACCUAACAGUUAAGUACCCGAAAUCUGAAAGGCUUUUGAACAUCAUGUCGGCACUCAAAAAAAAAAAAGACUUUGGAGCACUUCAGAUUUUGGAUUUUUGGAUUUGGGAUGCUCAUCCUGUGUAGGAGAGGCUACUCAAUUCCAUGUAAUGACCUAGUCAUAAUCAUCCAAAGUUAAAAGCCGGGUAGAUUUGAAAGCUCUUUCCAGGGCUGAAGAAGUGUUCUUAUGUUCUCUACGUAUGACUGGCAUCACUGUGGAAAUUAAUACUCUGUUCUUCACUAGGAUGUAGUAAGUGGUUAAAUUGAGCUAUUCCCCACCAGAUGACUAUUGGCAUCCAUUUGCAAGGCCAAUGGCCUGGAUUAAGGGUUAGGAUUAUUUGUAGCUAGAAGGUAAUUUUACUUCUAUGAAACUAAUUGGCUCAUAUUUGAGGUCAGGUUUGGCCUUGACCUUACCAGUACAUUUAUACCCACUACCAGUUGACUAGCCCAGAUAAUUGUUAAAUGGUGCUUCCUUUCUGCUUCUCAGUAGACUUCCAUGCCAUUACAAAGGAAAUUUGAAUUACCUAGUGUUUGUAUAUUCCAUAAUAAGUAUGUAUAACUUCUGUUUCACAGCUUAGGUAUUGUUAACAUUUAAGUGUAAACAUGCCACAACUAACACUUAAAAAUGAAAACUAAUUAGUUCUUGCUUAGGGAAAAUACCAGGUAUGAAGUAUGGCAUAUACUUGACACUGUUCUGUGUAACCCUUUACUUUGCUCAGGCUUUCCAGAUUGAGGUCUUUUUUCCCCCAAGUUAGGUUAACAUGCAUUUAAGCCCAACCUGUGGGGUUUCAGUAAGCUGGAAAUCUUUGAUGGUAGGCUUUCUAGUGUCACGAGGUGGUGGUGACUGAAGGAAAAGCUGGGAUCACAGGUUCCUUCUGGUGGAGAGGAAGAUUUAUGUCUAUGCCCCACCCAUCACCCUCCACCUGGAGCUCACCCAAGCCUGCUCCAUUCCCAGGGGCAGGCCAUUCUGCAAAAGUAGGACCUCUCAGUCCUCACAGAAACAAGGGCUGGGUUGAAGUCACCCCCUUCAUAGUUGGUUACUGGCCAGAUGGGUAAGAGGCAUUUGUAAUCGUAAAAAGGUGGAACUUGGGUUUGGUGUUUUCUUCUAAGUGCCUAAAUAAGCAAGCCAGGCUGUUGACAGAGAAACAUUUUCAUAAGAAAAUGGUUUUAGCCAGAGUAAUUGGCAAGCCGAGAUUAACCCGAAUCUGAAGUUUAGAAUCUUGAGUUUGCAUCUGCAUCAUACCAUGCUGUUUCGAUGAGGAAACAUUUGCCACUGAGGAGUUGGAGGGCGGGCAAGAUGACAGUGUUAAAGUGAGUCAGAUCAUUUAAUGGUUUCCCCUAGGCCCUGGAAAGGCUUAUAAUGUAUUGUUAACAUUUAAGUGUUCUGAAGUUAAAAAGCAAGGGUUUUUGGCCAGGCAUGGUGGCUUACGCCUGUAAUCCCAGCACUUUGGGAGGCCAAGGCCGGCAAAUCACCUAAGGUCAGGAGUUUGAGACCAGCCUGGCCAACACAGUGAAACCCCGUGUCUACUAAAAAUACAAAAAAAAUCAGCUGGGUGUGGUGGCGAGCGCCUGUAGUCCCAGCUACUUGGGAGGCUGAGGCAGGAGAAUUGCUUGAACCUGGGAGGUGGAGGUUGCAGCGAGCCAAGAUCGUGCCACUGCACUCCAGCCUGGGCAACAGAGCAAGACUCUGUCUCAAAAGAAAGAAAAAAAAAAGGUUUUGGCUGGGUGCAGUGGCUCAUGCCGGUAAUCCCAGCACUUUGGGAGGCCAAGGUGGGAGGAUCACUUGAGGUCAGGAGUUUGAGACUGGCCUGGGCAACAUAAAAAAUAAAAAAAUAGCCAGGCAUGGACAUGGUAGUGCAUACCUGUAGUCCCAGCUACUCAAGAGGCUGAGGCAGGAUGACUCUUGAGCUCAGGAGGAUGAGGCUGCAGUGAGAUACGAUGACGCCACUGCACUCCAGCCUGGAUGGCAGAGCAAGACCCUGUCUCAACAUUUUAAGUCAAAGGUUUGUAGUAAUGUAUUCAAUGCCACUUCUUGCCAUCACUUUGCAAUUGUUGAAAUGGGUAUACUGAGCUCAGAAAGCAAAUCUGAUGCCUUCAUGGGAGACGGAGCCAUAUUUGUGUUCUGGGUGGGAUCACUAGUGCAGGAGAACAUUACAUUUUCUUCUGAAGGCAAAAUGCUUGUAGGUUUUGCCUCUUUACUUUGUAUUUACUUUUAAAAUUGCACUUGUUCACCUACCAGUGUUUACGAAAUCCUGUAUUUGGGAUGCUUUUUCUAUAAUAAAAUACUAUCAUUUGA